Molecule: messenger RNA, 2140 nt
Organism: Chinchilla lanigera (long-tailed chinchilla)
Lineage: Eukaryota; Metazoa; Chordata; Mammalia; Rodentia; Chinchillidae
Gene: Slc22a13
Product: solute carrier family 22 (organic anion/urate transporter), member 13
Exons: 10
Coding region: 41-1699 (552 amino acids)
Biological process (GO): transmembrane transport
Cellular component (GO): membrane
Molecular function (GO): transmembrane transporter activity
Source: RefSeq, a predicted model, not a curated record
UGUCUGGUGCUCCCAGGCUGAGGAACGGUGACCAGCAGUCAUGGCUCACUUUGCUCAGAUUCUGGAUGAAAUAGGUGACUUUGGUCGUUUCCAGGUACAGAUGAUGAUCCUGUUGUCUGUCCCCAACUUUCUCUCUGCCUUCCAGGUUUUUGGCAACAUUUUCAUGGUCCGGGAUGAGGCCCACCAUUGUUCGGUGGCCUGGGUCAAGAAUCAUACUUUCAACUGGAGUGCUGCUGAGCAGCUUGCCCUGAGUGUGCCUCUGGAUGCUGCAGGUAGGCCCAAGUCCUGCCUCAUGUUUCGGCCACCCCCUGGCAAUGCCAGCCUGGAGGACAUCCUCAGUCACCGCUUCAAUGAGACACAGUCUUGUGAAACUGGCUGGGACUAUCCUGAGCAUAAACCCCAAUCCCUAGUGAAUGAGUUCAACCUAGUUUGUGAUCGAAAGCACCUGAAGGAAAUCUCGCAAUCCCUGUUCAUGGCUGGACUCCUCAUUGGUGCCCUCCUCUUCGGGCCCAUCAGUGACCGAACUGGCCGAAGAGGCUCCUUCUUGGUGCAGCUGCUCCUAUUUGCCAUCACUGGCCUGGCCAUGGCCUUUGUGCCCAGCUUUGAGCUCUACAUGGCCCUGCGCUUUGCUCUAGCUACAGCUAUUGGUGGAUAUACCUUAAAUAUUACCACCCUACUUUCAGAGUGGGUGGGGCCCUCAUGGAGAACUCCUGCUGUGGUCCUAUGCAUGGCCACCUUUGCCCUUGGGCAGAUGGUGUUGGCAGGACUUGCCUAUGGUGUCCGAAAAUGGAGGCUCCUUCAGAUCUUCAGCACUGUACCCAUCUUGCUGCUUUUCUUCUACUUCUGGGCUGUCCCAGAAUCUGCGCGGUGGCUCCUUAUUCAGGGGAGGGUGGAGGAAGCCACGCAAUUGGUCCAGAAAGCGGCAUUAGUCAACAAGAAGAAACUCACCACAGAGCUCUUAAACCAGAUGGCCCCAGAAGAGAAAGACCCCUCGGGGAAUGCCUUUGAUCUUUUCAGACACCCUCAUCUCCGGAAGGUGACCUUGAUUCUUAGCUGUGUCUGGUUUGUGAACAGUCUGGUAUACUAUGGACUCAGCUUCCAAGUAGGGGACUUUGGCAUGGACAUCUACCUAACACAGCUAAUAUUUGGAGCAGCUGAACUGCCUUCCCGAAUUUCCAGCAUCUUCUUAAUGGACAAGUGUGGCCGAAAGUGGAGCCAGUCUGGGUCCCUGAUUCUGGGUGGCCUCAUGUGUAUUAUCAUUACCUUCAUCCCAUCAGGUCUGCCUGAGGUGGUCACUGUGCUGGCCAUGGUAGGGAAGCUUGCUAUGGCUGCUGCAUUUACCAUCUCCUAUGUGUAUGCUGCUGAGCUCUUCCCCACCAUUAUCCGGCAAACUGGCAUUGGCCUGAUGAGCAUCUUGUCAAGGAUCGGAGGCAUCAUCACCCCACUUGUAACUCUGCUGGGCGAGUACCAUGUGGCCUUCCCCAUGCUCAUCUUCGGCAGCCUCCCCAUCGGGGCUGGUUUGCUCUGUGCCCUGCUGCCAGAGACACGUGGCCAGAGCCUGAAGGACACCAUGGAGGACCUGGAGCAGAGGUCUUGUCCACGCAGGUCUCCAAAGGCAGCACCCCUGGAAAAAGAGACGAAGACCACAGAAAAAUCUUCCAGCCCAAAGGUGGCCAUUGUGAGCAGCUCGUACUUCUGAAUGUAGUUCCUAAGAGCUGGACCAUCUGUAGUGGAGAAUACUCCACACAUUCCCUGGAUAUAGCCAGGACCCAUGAGGAGGCAGGCCUAAGAUCAGCCUUGCUUACAAAGACAACACACCAUGACCUGGUCUUAACCCCAGCCACCCACUUUUGAGUUCAAUCCAAGACGCAUCUGUGAUAGGACCUCCAUACUUCCACACUCUACCUCUCGUCCCCAGAGCCCCAUCCCAAUACCAUGUCUGAAUUAAGGAUUGUGGGUGUUUGCUGGGCUUUUCCUGUACUCUGAUAGUCUUGAAAGAAAGGGGAGUGCUACAGUUUCCAAGAUGCUCUCAGCCUGGAGUACCUCUGCCCUCAAAAUAGUCAAGCCCAGGAUAGAGCACAGGGUAGGAUCUUCUCCAGUUGCAGAAGCAAGCAGAGGAAAUAAACUGUGAAGACAUGGA